CAGAGGAAAAUUUUCCAAGUGCAGUGCCACAGAGAAAAAUUUAGUUUCCUCCUUCGCAGUUAGUUUUUUAUUUUAAUUUUAUUAAAUUCUCAUUUUAAACUUUGUUUGCAUCGUUUAAUUUGCAAAAAUCCAAACCACCAAACUUCAAACCAGUUCGUGCUUCAUUGAUUUUACAAUAUCUCCAAUCGUAGUUUGCCCCAAAAAGUUAUUUAAUUUUGCAUCUCUAUACAAAGCGAAAGCAGUCUCGUCAGUGUGUUAACGUCAUUGGUUUUCUUUUCUUUAGUUUUUAUUUUUUUUCUUAUUGUCUUAUGUCCGUUUCUAUAUUCUGCUGCUGCUGUUACUUAUUUCUCUUCGUUUCGCCGUCGUUUUGUGAUAAAUUCAAUUCAAUUCUUAUAUUUGCUCCUCCAAAAUAAAAAUAAAAAUAUAAAUAAAAUAAGAAAAAGGAAAAGAAAUUUUGCAAUAUUUUUUAAUUCUAAUAACUCGUCUUUGAAUUUGUUAUUGUGGACAGAGAAAUCUAAUUUUGUGAUUUGAAUCAUAUUCAUUCUCGUCUCGUCUCGUGAAGAGAAAUUAAAAUAAAACAGACCUAAAGUUCCCGGGAGGAGGAGGACUAUCUCCAAAGUUUUAGGUCAACUCCAAGCAUCUUAUACACAUCUCUUUUUCGUGUCAGCUAACUACAGACAACGGAGGCGACGGACGGGAAAGGAAGAAUUGAAACAGAAUCAGAAGGGUCGCCGCCGCCGCUGCCGCGAUUCGUGUUCUAUAUAUAAAACAAUAUUUUAUAUAUAAAUAUUCAAACAGAGUCAUUACUUUGAUAAAUAAUUAUCAUUUACAUCUUCUUCAUCGUGGAAAAUGAUUUGAAAAUGGCUUCUGGAGAUCUUUCUUUAACCAGCAAUAGUAGUCAAGAAGAGAGUGCCGAAUAUGUUGUCGGCUAUGAUCGCACACUUCGACCAUCCUCGAAUAGCAGUGGCAGCACAACAGCCGCCAAUCUUGCCAACAACAAUCCAAAUGCUAAAAAAUCCUUCGAACUUAUGAAGCAGCAAUAUGACAUGGAACUGAAUAAUCUACGACAUCAACACAAAGACACUGUGCGCCGUUGUGAGGAAAUGGGAUCGCAAUUGGCCUUCUAUCAGGAACAAUAUAUGGCAGCCAUGAAACAAUUGGAGUCCUCUUCGAAGGAUCGAAAUAAAUUCACCGACAUAGCUGCAGAAAAUGCCCGACUCACUCAGCAAAAUAUGAUUCUGGAGCGCAAAUUGUUGCAGUUCAUCGAAUCAGUUAAGCAGAAGGAAAGUGAAAAUGGCAAUACUCAAUCGGGAUCGUUCUACUGUGAGCAUUACAGCGAAAUGGGUGGGAAGAAGUGUGAAGGUGGAUGUGUAGAGACUGAGAAGCUUCUCGAAGAGUUGCAACUGUGCAAGGAGAGAUAUGCAGAUCUGUCGAAGGAUCGCAAUAUAAUUUCGGCCGAGCGGGAGAAAUUCAAGAAACAUCUUUCGUCGGUCAUAAAUGAGUUGGACAAUGUAAAGAAGGAACGCAACUAUUAUCGAGAUGCCCGAGAAACGUUCAGUAUUCAACGUGAUCAACUUGAGAAAGAAGUCGAGAAGCUCAAGGCCGUGCUGGCCUCCAAGGCAAACGAAUUGCUAAUGGCAACAAUGCAUAGAAAUCGUGUCGAGGAUGAAUUGAAUCAGAUUCUCUCCGAGAAGGAUAAUGUCCUACAAGAGACUCAGAAAAUGAGUGAUGAUUUGGCGGCUGUGAAAAAAGAACUCGACCAAGUCGAGAUCCAAAGGAAGAAGGACAAAAGUGACAUAAAGUCCCUGCAGCAGGCCAACUCGGAGCUUAUGCAUAACAUAGAAGAUCUCAAUAUGAAGUUGAAAAAGCGAGAGCUCCUGAAAUCUCGAGAGUCUUCGUGGAGCAAAGAGUUCUCGGAUAGCAAAGACGACUUCAAGGAAAUCGAAAAGUUGCGUAAAUGCCUCGAGAAGGCGCACUCCGAGGUUGAGAAGUCCAUUCAGGAAACCGAUAUUGCCAAAAGACACCGAGACUGGGCAAUAUCCGAGCGAGAAAAGAUCGUCCAAGAACGCGAUUCGGUCAAAACUCUCUGUGAUAAUUUGAGAAAGGAGCGCGAUAAGGCCAUCAGUGAUUUGCUGUCGGCGAUACGGGACAGCGAAAAGAUCAAAAAACAAAAAGACGAAGCACAAAGGGAGAUCGAAGGCCUGAAGGAACAAAUUGAAAAUUCCCACUCGCACGAUCUGCGUCGCAGUUUUCGACUGAGCACCUACGACGCCGACGAUAUGAUUGAAAUCGAGCUGUGCAACUAUCACCAGGACGGGGAUGUGGGAAUCAUCCUGGACGACACCAAUAACAGGCAGCUGGUUUGCGGGGUAACCAACACCUCGCCGGCAUUCGGACACCUCAAGAUCAAUGACGUGAUUGUGAAGGUUAACAAUUUGGACUGUCAAUCGAUGACCAAGCGGAUGGUGUUGGACGAAGUGCGUUCCAGUGCGCCCCGAUGUAGCCUUCUGGUGUCACGGACUCGCCAGAGUAAGCGCCACUUCUACACAGUUCACCUAAAUCUGCAGGAGAACCACAACCACGGCCUGAACCUCGACACGGGAGUGUUCAUUUCCAAGAUCGAACAAAAUUCCCUGGCCGCCUUUGAGCCUGAGUUAGAUGUGGGCGAUCGAGUGCUUAGCAUAAACAACAAGUCCAUGGAAGGUGUUCAAAAUGUGAAGGAAGUUAUGAACAUCCUGAACGAUCUGCGGAACGAUUCAAUCACCAUAUUCGCUUUGAAAAACGUCCAAGAUGUCAGCUAUCCGGAUGCCCAUCGCCGAAUGACUACGACAUCAGCCCAAACGGACUCCAAUGAUUCGAUGCACAAAGUACCUAGCGCAAAGCACCCCUCGAAAAUCGCCGAAAUGCUCAGCAAGUUCCGCGAGAAGAUACACAUAUCGAAACCAGGUGCUGAUUUCAGCCAGGAGAAUGACGCUCUUGCUGCACUGGACUCUGUGCUGAGUGAGAGUUCCGAAAAGAGCAAAGAGAAUCUCUUUAAGCGAAGCAAACGCAGCAGUAAAAAAGAUAAGGAAACCUCGAAAAGCAUGGGCACAUGGCCCAGGACAAAUAUUCUCAAUACAUCACAAGAGAACCCCACAGGCACCAUUGUCCAGCACCGGAAGAAGGAACGUGCCCCAUUAUCGCUGUUUACAGCUGCUCCCAUCAAUGUAGAUAAGGAAGAACCCGAAAAAAUGGGAGGAGCUGGGAGUUCUAGUACUUUGAUUUCGUCGAAGAACAAUCCCAACCGUAAUUCGAACCCGAUCCCUGCGUCGAGUCUUUUUCAGUCCACUGGGAGUUCAACCACCAACGGUUACCCCUAUCGUCAUUCAGUUUACGGAACGGCUUUAGAAUCGGAGCCCAUAAUCCUAGAACAGUCUAAACCCGUCGGGAUUCGGAGCCCCCCAUUGGUGGCGCCAAACAUGCGAAACAAGACGUCGGACUUGAUGGGCAAGUACAGUACCCACACUAAUCAGAGACAGCAUCACGCAAACCAUUACCAGAAUAGAUAUAGCUUGAAUUUGACUCCGAUGGAGAACAGCUUGCUGUACAAGACAACCGGCCAGACGGCACAGCAGCAAGUGAUUCCGGCAGCCAUCACCGUUGGCACAAAACAGCAACAGCUCUUCGAGAUGAUCAAAAGCCCACCGCCACAGCCGCCUUUGUUCUGUCAGCCGCAGUCGAAUAGUACGGCAUUUGCCAGGAACAGCGCACAGCAAAACUCCCUCGACAUGAUAUCGCUCAAGUCCCAGAACUCAAUCGAUUCUAUUCUCUCGCAAAAGAGCCCGCCCAUCAGCGAAUACGCGAACUUCCCAAAGCGACCAGCAGCUCCUGUCGUUGGGAUGCAGUCGAAGAAUGUAUCCAAGUAUCCAAGUGACAGCGAAAGCAUAGCUUCUGGCGUCGCCAAUCAUCCGGGGAUGCAUGCGGGUGGAGCGUUGCUCUUUCACCGCGAUCAAAUGAACAAUGGUGGCAGUAUUGCCCCUCAGCAUCGACACACUCAACUCUUCCCCACGUUCACGUCGAACAGCUCCCAGAUGCAUCCUAUCCACAUACCCCAUUCCCAUCAUCCGCACAAGAUCCGUCACUCUAGUCCACUCACUUUGCCGCACUCUAUCGACCCUCAGCACGCCGCCCACUCCUCGGCUGAUAAGUUUGACAUGGACUAUGGCAGCCCACCGCCAUUGCCGCAUCACGCCUACAAUUCCUCCGUGGACUAUCCCUACAACCGAGGUGGGCGAAGCAUCCACCCCACUCGCGACCAUGACGAUAUGCAGUCGGGCUAUUCACAAGUAUAUGAAGGAGGCACCUUCCCACGCAAAAAGGAACACCAACGACUGCGUAUUCCUUCGAACCACAGCGUUGCAAGCAAGGGAAGCGGCGUGAAGAACAGCACCGGUUCUAUUGACCAUCACGGCGGCAGCGAACGCGGCUCGCCAAUGCCUCAAGUACACGUCGAGGUAUUGAGCCACGGCGGCAGCAAGAGAAAUUCGAAUGUGCCGUCGGAUUUUCUUUGCCCUGGAGACCUGAGAAGAGUCACGAUUGAGAAGAGCGAUAAAUCCCUGGGAAUCACCAUUCAGUGUAACAACAAUGGUGGCGGUAUUUUCGUCUCGACAGUAGCCGAGAAGAGCAUUGCUACUCGUGCCGGUCUUCAGGUGGGCGAUCAACUCUUAGAAGUUUGCGGACUUAACAUGCGCUCGGCUACGAAUGACAUUGCAGCUAAUGUGUUGCGCCAGUGUGGCAAUUCUAUUACAAUGCUGGUGCAAUAUAAUCCAGAGAAAUUUCUCUCUGCAGAAUACGACGGCGGCAAUAAUCUCGAACCGGAAAGUGUAAAUCACUCAGGAUCUCCAACGCCACGUAACUCUCCCCGACCACCAGUUAGAUCGUUAAUAGCAUCCUCCCCCAUAACCACAUCGAGUGCUUUGACCAACAGCAGCAUAAUGCCUCCAUCUAACACUCUGAUCUCGACUCCUAUUAAGGAUCAAAGUUUUGCCGAUAGCCUAGAAAAUCAAUCGGAUGUGAGUAGUCAAGACAUCCCGACUACGAUUUAUGAAGAAGAAGCCCGCUACGUGACUCUGCACAUGGACAAGUCAAAAAACCUAGGAAUCAAAUUGUUCGGUGGCAAUAAAGUUGGGAUAUUCGUUCAUGAUGUUACGGUGGGAUCGCCGUCCGAUCGAGCUGGCAUCCGGAAGGGUGAUCAGAUUUUGGAAUACAACGGAGUGGAUCUGAGAUGUGUGACUGCCGAGCAGGCUGCCAAUGAGAUAUCUAAAUUGACUGAAACAGUGACAAUGCUUGUGCAGAAUAAAUUACAAAUUUUAAAGCAAAUUAAGGACAGAUCAGGGGAUUCUUUUUAUAUCCGAGUGGGGUUUGACAGAACUGGUGACUUAAAUGAAGGUGAAAUCAAAUUUGUAAAGGAUGAAGUCCUCUAUGUCGACAAUACAGUAUUUGGUGGGACUUUUGGCCUCUGGAGGGCAUGGAAAUUGGACGCCAAAGGACAUCGCAAGGAAUGCGGAAUUAUUCCAAGUCAAUCAAAAGUUGAAGAAGAACUUCGUUCAGGAGAGACUGUGGAUUGCGAUGGUGGUACCGCACGACGUGGCAGCACAUCGGCACGUCGAUCUUUCUUUCGUCGAAAAAAACACCAACGUAGCUCGUCGAGGGAUUCCACAGAAAUAGCAAGUUUCAGCAAUACUCAAUUGAGUUUCUUUCCCGAUUCAGGAAUGUUGAAUGAUGAUGGUGGGAUUUUGAGCUAUCAGCGUGUUGAACGAUUGGAUUCUCCAAUACGUCGUCCGGUGUUAAUAAUUGGUCCACUUUCGGAAUGUGUUAUGGAUCGUUUGACAAUUGAUUUUGUUAAUCUAUUUAAAUCGUGUGAAGUAACAACAAUGGAUUGCUCCCAAGAAGCCAUGGAGGAAGGUUUACAGGAGAAUAUAUUUGUGGACUAUCGAAGGAGAGGCAACAAAUUCGAAUGCACCACUGUGGAGUCCAUCAAUAAUUCAUGCAAAAAUGAUCGUCGUCAUUGUAUCCUGGACAUAUCGAUUUCAGCAGUUGAACGCUUGCAACGUUUACAGAUCUAUCCAAUCGUACUGCUUCUGCGAUUCAAAUCGGCUAAACAGAUCCGGGAAAUAAAGGACCCACGUUAUGGCACCGAUAAGAUAUCUGCUAAAGCUGCAAAAGAAAUGUACGAAAGGGCUCUUAAGCUAGAAUCUGACUACAAACAGUAUAUUUCUGCUGUUAUACCAGGAGUAAGCAUUAAGCACAUGUGCACACAGAUCAAAGACUCAGUUGACAAGGAACAAGAUAAACUUCUAUGGGUUCCUGUCUCCAAUGCCUAGAGUUGCUGCUAGCUUUUAAUAUUAAUUUUAUUUUGUUUCAGAGUGCAUGCUAUUAAUCAUUUAAAACAAAAGUAAAGAAACACACACUCCCUGCCUUGCCUAUUUUUAAUUUUUAUUUUUAACUUUUAACUUUUUUUUUAAAUUAGAUAUUGCACACACAAUUUAUUAUUAUUAUGUAUUUAUAUUAGGUACAAUUUAGUACCUAUAAACUUUUAAGUAUUUAAACAAAAAUAAGAGUAACUAAUGUAUUUCUUUUUUAUAUAAAUUGUAUGUUUUUUGUUUUGUUUAAUAGUUUUUUUUAUAUAUAAUAUGUGUAUUUUUGUUCUCUAUGUUUUUGUACUGUCUGCAAUAUAAUAUUUAAAUGUGCCUUUAACUAAUUAACAAACAAACAAAAUUGACUGGUAUAAAAUACAAUCAAAACACAUUUUUGUUCUUAUGCUAAAAGCAUUUCGACAAAAACAAUAAUAAAAUCAAGAAACUAAAAUCUUCCAGUUUGUUUUUCGAUGAAAGAACACAAAAAAUCACCAUUUUCUUUUUUAAAUAAAUAUAUAUUUAUUGCCUUGAAGUUUUUUUUUAUAUAUAUACAUAUAAAAGUAAAGUUAAAAAACAAAUGUUAACAACUUUUUGUUAGCAUAAAAACGAAUAUAAUAAUAAUAAAAAUUAAAGAAAAAAUUAAAUUUAACGAAAAGAAAAAUUCGAUGCCUUAGAAACAAUUUUCAAUUUUAUACA
Eupeodes corollae is the source of this 7091-nucleotide messenger RNA. It is a transcript of the gene Dlg5, whose product is annotated as disks large homolog 5. The record is from RefSeq and is a predicted model, not a curated record. Gene Ontology annotation, molecular function: protein binding. The coding region runs from base 861 to 6362 and encodes 1833 amino acids. Lineage: Eukaryota; Metazoa; Arthropoda; Insecta; Diptera; Syrphidae. The transcript is spliced from 9 exons.